AUGUCCACCACCACCGCCACCUCCAUUUUCCUCUUCCUCUUCUCCCUCCUCCUCACCACCCACUCCAAACCCAUCCCCCACCUCACCUCCCCCUACCUCUCCCCCGCCACCAUCUCCGCCAACUACGACUCCAUGGUCAAGAACUUCAAAAUCUUCAUCUACAAGCCAAAUCCUCACUUCACUUACGACUCCCCCGUCCAGUCUCUCUUCUACACCGCCCUCCUCGACAGCGACCUCGCCACCAACAACACCGACGAAGCCCACCUCUUCUUCCUCCCCUUCCCGCCAGAUCUCCCCACGCGCUCCAUCGCGCGUCUCAUCCGCACCAUCCGCACCGACCUCCCUUACUGGAACCGCACCCUCGGAGCUGACCACUUCUACCUCUCCUGCUCCGGCGUCGGGUACGAGUCCGACCGCAACCUCGUCGAGCUGAAGAAGAACUCGAUUCAGAUCUCCUGCUUCCCGACCCCGCCGGGGCAGCUCAUCCCCCACAAGGACAUCACUCUCCCCCCUCUCGCGUCCCCCCACGCGCCGACCAGCAACACGACGACGUUUCUGGGCUACGUCAGGUCGAAUUGGGUGAAUGAUUCCGCCAUAGUCAACGAGUUACGCGCCAACCCGGAGUUCCUGAUCGAAUCGGAGCCGUCGACGCCGCAGAUCUAUGCACAGAGGCUCUCCAGCAGCAAGUUCUGUAUCUUCGAGUACGGCGACGGCGACUUGUCCGGGAUCGGAGAGGCUCUGCGGUUCGGGUGCGUCCCCGUGGUGAUUACGGACCGUCCGAUCCAGGACCUGCCGUUCAUGGACGUGCUGAGGUGGCAGGAGAUGGCGCUGUUCGUGGGGAGGAGAGGUGGGGCCAAGGAGUUGGAGCGCGUGUUGGUACGCGCGUGCUGGGAGAGGCACGACCAGAUGAGGCGGUUGGGGACGGCGGCGGGUCAGCAUUUGGUGUGGAACGUGCCGCCGCGGGCUUUGGAUGCGUUUCAUACUUUGGUUUAUCAGCUGUGGUUGCGACGCCACACGAUUCGAUACGUCCGGCGGGAGACGGUGUAG
Rosa chinensis is the source of this 1047-nucleotide messenger RNA. Its product is annotated as probable glycosyltransferase At5g03795. The record is from RefSeq and is a predicted model, not a curated record. NCBI's taxonomy places the organism in Eukaryota, Viridiplantae, Streptophyta, Magnoliopsida, Rosales, Rosaceae. The transcript has a single exon. The coding region runs from base 1 to 1047 and encodes 348 amino acids. Gene Ontology annotation, molecular function: glycosyltransferase activity.